AGCGGUAAGAUCUCAACGGACAUCUUACCCCAUGAAGGCUUGACAGAUCGUACCUACGAUGCCUGUACGCUCCUUCUCAUCCUUUCUUUUUCACAUUUUCGUCAUGAUACCCUCGACAUCAACUUUACUCUCCCUACUCCUGGCGGCCGCUUACGUCGUAGCGAUUCCGGCUGAGCCAUCCAUAUCUACCGGAAUCACCUCAACUAUAUUCGCGUCCAAUCCGUCCGAAAUCUCCACAUUUACUGGCGUUCAGACCACGGUCGUAGUCAGCGUCACUCCUUCAUCAGUCCCGAGUUGUGUCGCGGUCUCAAGUGGCAGCGUCGUCACUGUGACGAUCAGUGGCUCUCUUGUGCCCACCUCCGGGGCGACAAGCAGCCUUCUGGUCGCUAGGCAAGACGACAUAGCCAGCUCUUCCGUCGAAGCAAGUACGACCGCAAGCCCCACUAAUCUCUCAACAACGUUGUCGCCAAACUCAACACCGGUCCCUGAUGGUACCAUCACUAUUAGCUCGGUAGCACCGACUGCCGCUCCUUCGUCCACGUUCGUAGACUCUUGUGGUGUCACUACAGUCGCGGUCAUAGUCUCUUCAGCCUCCCGCCCUUCAGCUGCCCCAUCUUCUGGCUCGUCUUCUAACUCCAAUACGACUAACAACGGCGGUUCGGAUAAUAUCAACACUGGCAAUACCGGUGACGACUUUGGUAACACUGGUACUGGGACCACUAUGGCUGGGGGCUUGUGGGCGAGAUGCAGCGUGCCCUUGGGUGCACUUGCUGGAGCAUUCAUGCUAUUCGCAUGACCUGGUUCGGUUGCUGUAUGUGGCUCAAUUCGGAGUACGGACGUUCAUGCACGGACAUUCAGGUUGACUUCAGGCUGGAGUUUAUACGAAUUGUCGGACUUCUUACAUACAAUAUGGAGUAUCAUUAUCAUCAGUGACUCUUUGGAUCUUGCACGUUUGAUGGUGUCGUAAAGAUGCAUUAUAGUCUGCGACGAGUGAAGCCUCCAUACCAAUCCCAAAAUGUGCGUCGUGGAUUUUUGAACACUUGUCUGCAAUGAAAAGAUCACCUGGUU
Somion occarium is the source of this 1068-nucleotide messenger RNA. The record is from the annotation of a GenBank genome assembly. NCBI's taxonomy places the organism in Eukaryota, Fungi, Basidiomycota, Agaricomycetes, Polyporales, Cerrenaceae.